GCAGUUCGCGGUCUGCCGGCGCCCCGGCGCACACCGAGCGCUGGAGGCUCCGUCGCGCCGCCUGCCAAGCCGGGAUCUACCGCCGCGCCGUUUCGGCCCCGUCUUUCUUCUCAUCUCCGCGUCGUCCGCUUCCCUCCAUCUCGGAGAAUCGUGUGCGUUCCGUGCGAAUUGGGGAUUAUUUUUCUACGGGGGGUGUCGAGGCAUCCCUCCCUCCCGCGCCGCCUGCUCCACCUGCCCUUGCGCCUUUCUUCUUUCCCCCCGCCUGCCUCUCCGCCGACCCCGGGCUGAUGUGCUGUGCGACAGGCUGGAAAUGGAAGUGUUGAUGCUCUGGCUUUUCCCCUGGAUAUUUCAGUGCGUUUCGGUGCGGGCGGACUCCAUCAUCCACAUCGGUGCCAUUUUUGAGGGCAAUGCUGCCAAGGACGACGAGGUGUUCAAGCAGGCGGUGUCGGAUCUGAACCUCAAUGACGACAUCCUCCAGAGCGAGAAAAUCACUUACUCCAUCAAGCUCAUAGAGGCCAACAACCCCUUCCAUGCUGUGCAGGAAGCCUGCGACCUGAUGACCCUGGGGAUCUUAGCCUUGGUGACAUCCACAGGUUGUGCCUCAGCCAACGCCCUGCAGUCCCUGACAGAUGCCAUGCACAUCCCACAUCUCUUUGUGCAGCGCAACACGGGAGGCUCCCCACGCACCGCCUGCCACCUGAACCCCAGCCUGGAGGAGGAGGAGUACACACUGGCUGCCCGGCCGCCCGUCCGCCUCAAUGAUGUUAUGCUGAAAUUGGUCACUGAGCUGCGGUGGCAGAAAUUCAUCGUCUUUUAUGACAGCGAUUACGAUAUACGCGGACUGCAGGGAUUUCUUGAUCAGGCCUCCAGGCUGGGACUUGAUGUGUCAUUACAAAAAGUGGACAGGAACAUCAGCAGAGUCUUUGCCAACCUUUUCACUACAAUGAAAACAGAAGAGCUGAACCGCUAUCGGGACACAUUACGAAGGGCUAUCUUACUUCUAAGCCCACGGGGAGCCCAGACUUUUAUUAAUGAGGCUGUGGAAACCAACCUUGCAUCAAAAGAUAGUCACUGGGUCUAUGUAAACGAGGAAAUCACUGAUAAUGAAAUAUUAGAGUUGGUGCAUAGUGCCCUUGGGAGGAUGACAGUUAUCCGGCAGAUUUUCCCCCUCUCAAAGGACAAUAAUCAGAGGUGCAUGAGGAACAAUCACCGAAUAUCAUCACUGCUCUGUGAUCCACAAGAAGGCUAUCUUCAGAUGCUGCAGGUUUCCAACCUGUACCUGUAUGACAGUGUGCUCAUGCUAGCCAAUGCUUUCCACAGAAAACUGGAGGACAGGAAAUGGCACAGCAUGGCAAGUCUGAAUUGCAUGAGGAAAUCCACCAAGCCUUGGAAUGGAGGACGAUCCAUGCUUGAGACUAUUAAGAAGGGCCAUAUAACUGGGCUUACUGGUGUUAUGGAGUUCAGAGAAGAUGGCGCCAACCCCUAUGUUCAAUUUGAAAUACUGGGCACUAGCUACAGUGAAACAUUUGGCAAAGAUGUCCGGAGGUUGGCAACGUGGGACUCUGAAAAAGGACUGAAUGGUAGCCUGCAAGAACGACGUCUGGGAAGUGAUUUACAAGGACUGACACUCAAAGUGGUGACUGUCUUGGAAGAACCUUUUGUGAUGGUGGCAGAAAACAUACUUGGGCAACCAAAACGUUACAAAGGAUUUUCCAUUGAUGUCCUGGAUGCGCUGGCCAAGAAUCUGGGCUUCAAAUAUGAGAUAUAUCAAGUUCCUGAUGGGAAAUAUGGACACCAGCUUCAGAAUGGCUCCUGGAAUGGCAUGAUUGGUGAACUUAUUAACAAGAGAGCAGAUCUAGCGAUUUCUGCCAUCACUAUAACACCUGAACGAGAGAGCGUUGUGGACUUCAGCAAGCGGUACAUGGACUAUUCAGUGGGGAUCUUGAUCAAGAAGCCUGAAGAGAAAAUCAACAUCUUCUCUCUCUUUGCUCCUUUUGACUUUGCGGUGUGGGCUUGUAUUGCUGCUGCCAUCCCUAUAGUUGGUGUCCUGAUAUUUGUCUUGAACCGGAUCCAGGCAGUCAGGGCGCAGAAUGCCUCCCAGUCAAGCCCCUCUGCCUCCUCCACCCUGCACAGUGCCAUCUGGGUUGUGUACGGCGCUUUUGUUCAGCAAGGGGGUGAAUCUACUGUCAAUUCUGUGGCUAUGCGCAUUGUGAUGGGAAGCUGGUGGCUCUUCACCCUUAUCGUGUGCUCAUCCUACACAGCAAACUUAGCAGCAUUUCUCACAGUAUCGAGGAUGGAUAAUCCUAUAAGAACAUUUCAGGAUCUGUCUAAACAAAUGGAUAUAUCUUACGGUACAGUCAGAGACUCAGCAGUAUAUGAAUACUUUAAAGCAAAAGGAACAAACCCUCUGGAGCAGGAUAACACAUUUGCUGAACUGUGGAGGACAAUAAGUAAGAAUAAUGGGGCAGAUAAUUGUGUAUCGAACCCUUCUGAAGGCAUCAGGAAGGCAAAGAAAGGAAAUUAUGCAUUCCUGUGGGAUGUGACAGUGGUGGAAUAUGCUGCGCUGACGGAUGAUGAAUGCUCUGUGACAGUCAUUGGUAAUAGCAUCAGCAGCAAAGGAUAUGGAAUUGCACUCCAGCACGGAAGCCCCUACAGAGAUCUUUUCUCCCAGAGGAUCUUAGAGUUGCAAGAAAGUGGAGAUUUGGAUGUUCUUAAACAAAAAUGGUGGCCACGGAUGGGACGUUGUGACCUGAAUAGCCACACAAAUGCACAGACAGAUGGGAAGGCUCUCAAGCUGCACAGUUUUGCAGGUGUUUUCUGCAUUUUAGCAAUAGGCCUUCUUCUUGCCUGCUUGGUGGCAGCAUUGGAGUUGUGGUGGAACAGCAACCGUUGUCAUCAAGAAACACCGAAAGAGGAUAAAGAAGUAAACCUGGAGCAGGUCCAUAGACGCAUGAACAGUUUAAUCGAUGAAGACAUAGCCCACAAGCAGAUCUCUCCAGCGUCCAUCGAGAUCUCAGCCUUGGAGAUCGGUGGCAUGCAGCCAGCUCAGACCCUGGAGCCGGUACGCGAAUACCAGAACACGCAACUUUCUGUCACCACCUUUUUACCAGAACAGACAACUCAUGGUGCCAGCAGGACACUCACAGCUGCCUCUGGCAGCAACCUGCCGCUGCCCCUGAGCAGCUCUGCCACCAUGCCCUCCAUACAGUGUAAACACAGGUCGCCAAAUGGAGGACUAUUUCGUCAGAGCCCCGUGAAAACCCCAAUCCCUAUGUCAUUUCAGUCUGUGCCGGGGGGAGUCAUUCCAGAAGCAAUGGAGCCCUCUCACGGAACAUCCAUUUGAUGAAAACAAACAGUAACACAACCAGCAGAGCUUUUUAAUACAAAACUAAAAACAAACAAAAAAAAAAAGCAAAGAAACUCUUACAUUUUUCUUGUAUAUAAGUGUAAAUAAUGAAAGAAUGAAGUGGGGUAAAAGUGUAUUUUGAAUAUUCCCAAUUUUCGAAGUCAGUAAAAAACAAAAGAAAAAAAAAACAAAAAUGUAUGAAUGACUUUGUAAAUUUUGUUCUAUAUGAAUAAAAAGGCAAACUACUUGUGAUCGUUCUCAAGUGCCAAAGAAGACCAGUUACUGGGACUGAGGGACGUACAUUAUUUCUUCUGUGGAUUUCAACAUGUAUUCCCUUCCUGUUCUUGUUUUCAGAGCGAAUUUUAUCCAUUUCUUGCCAUCACCUUGCUCAGACCUCUCCUUUCCCUAGAAUCCUAUUGCUGGCAGUUCAUUCAGAGAGUUUGGCAUCUGGUACUAGAAUAGCGGUAGCAAAUGUUUUAAACCUGAAUUACAGCUAAAACCCAACAAGUGAUGAAAAUGAACUUUUGCUUUCUAACAAGCAUUUAGACAUCCAUGCAGUUCUUAAGUUUAAGCACAGGAUUAUGGAAUUAUGUUUUUACAUGUGUAUGUGCUGUGUGGCUCUUCUUAUUUAAUCUAUGUUUUGCUAUAUGUGUAUAUAAAAUAUAUAUGCCGUAUAGCGUAUAUAUUUCAUAUUUAUAAAUGCUUUGAUAAGAAACAAGUUUCUGGUUAUGGGUAAAGCUGUUAAGAAAAAACUGAUCAGCUCUUUUUUUAUCUUAUGUAGACAAAUGCAAAAGGAGAGUAACCGGUGGCUGAAAGGACUGGGAGAAGGGAGAGCUUGAGCAGGCAGGAGGUAAUGGCACUGCAGUGACUGUGCCCUCUGGUGCUGUUCCUCUCCUUAAGAUUUCAAGGAAUUUGCUGCAUAAUGGAUGUAACGCUUGCAGCUGAAGUUAUACCCCUGAAUGACAAGGCUAAGCUCAUGACUACAAGCACAACUCUGCUUUUUCUUCUCACUGAUUUUAUAAAGAGAAAAAUGUUAAUGGCCAUGUCUGUAAUAUUGGUAAAAGUGGCCAUUAAAAGGUUUUGGGGUUGUUUUUUUUUUUUUUGUCUGUGGAACACAAUCAAAGGACAAAGACAAAACAGCAUGUGUAGCUAAUUUAAUGUCUGAUUCUGCAAAUGUUACCAGUGCCAUUUCAUAUGACACACACACACACAAAAAAAAGCAAAACCAAAACAUGUUGUUUCAUUCCCAAAUAGUAGUCCUCAUGCUAAAAAUAACUGAUUCCCCCUUCACCCACUGUUGCUAAUAGACAAUCAAUAGCUUCCAGGAUUGGGAUAGUUUAAUAUCUUCUCAUAUCCCUACGGCUAGGUUGCAAGUUCCCUCUGUAGCAGGAUUUCUCCACUUAACUAGAAUGCUGCUAUUUGGAAAAGGCUGUAGGUCUCAAUGCAGCAAAAUCACAGCCUACAUUACGGUGAAAGUCUGUUUGAACAGAGGGAAAAAUGCAGUCCCGUCCCCAGAAAAUCAGCAGGCAAUCUAGGUCAGGCUUUUGGAUAUGUAAAUAUUUCAUUGAUCACUCCCAAUUUGAUUUGUGUUAUUAAUCAACAGGUAUAUUAAGAUAAGAUAAAAGUCCCCAAUUUUUUACAUUUAUAUUUCAAGCAGUAGGGAAAAAAAAUCAAGCUGGGAUAGAAAAGCAGUUUCACAGAAGACAAUACCCAGCACACAAUUUAAAUGAGGAAUAUUGAUAGUGAGCUUCCAGAAGGAGGACUCUUGCAGGGAUUCAUUUGUUUCUGCUGUCAGUAUGGUUCCUCAGGAACACAGUACAGUUUUGCAGCCUGGCACAAAUAGUGCUAUUUGCCACAAACUAAUUAAAAAUGAGUUAUGCUGUAGUCAGCUGACAGGAUUUAUCCCGUUUAGACACUUGGCCCACACAAGCCUGAGAUUUUUUUCCUCCCUCUUCUGUUGUACUUUUUCCUCCUAUUCUCCGAACAACCCUCUGGCCGCAGGAAAAGCUAGAUAUUUCUCCUCCUGACUUUUCUACCUUCCAUGCACAGGCAACAGUUUGUUAUAGCAGAACGAGCUGAGCAAGAAAGCCAUGCACUCCUAGCUAUCUGCAAAGAUGCAAAGAAGAGAGCAUGCAACUGUUUGCACUGGAAAAAAAAUCUCUCUUUAUUUUUUUUAUUCCUAAUUUAAGAUUUCUGAAGAGGUGCAAGGAGAUGCAUAGCUGCAAGCAAACAAACUAGGGCUUGGUUGGAGCAGGUGCUUGGUGAUCACCUUCAUUCCUAGCAUCCCCUGAGCUGCUUGGCCACAGCUUCCCCUCUGGAAAACGAGGAGCCACGGUGAGCCCCUGGUGCACAGCAGCACAGCUGCUGCCGCCCAUGUUGUAGCAAAUAAGUACGUCAGUGACUGCCUCGACAUGCAAGGCUCAGAGCAGGGGGCUGAAAUGCUGCUUUGGUUGAGGCAUCACUGCAUUCACAAAGUAAAUCUAGUCUUUUUUUCACGUUGUAGUCUAAACCACAGUGCUAACAAGUGCUGAAUAAUUUAAACUGAACAACGUUUGUGGAACAAAUUGUGAACAUAGUAUAUCUGGGAGAUUAACAUUCUCCAUAUUCAAUAUUCUUCUCCCGGCCCAGUCUUACCACCAUGUUUAGAAGUGUGAUUUAACUUAUAAAUGAUGCUGAAUCUGGACUGGUUUUCAUGCAUAGGCUAUGAAAGACUUGUUUAAAAGAUCUGCAGGAUUGCAUCUAAGACAAUCAGGAUUCUGCAGCAUCAAGCCACAUUGUCCUUGCUCAGAGAAGUAUUUAAGCCUGUGUGUAAGCCCUAUAGAAGCACAUGCUUUAUGCACAGGUUGAAGUGCCUUGCUGAUUACUGAUGGAGUUCAGUGCAGGCAUCUGACUAAAUACGUGGUUAAUUUUAAGCAGGUGAGUGAGCUUGCAAAAAUCUAGGGGACUAUUCAGUUGUUUAAAGGUAGCCAAUGAAAGCGCUUUGCUGCACAAGGGUCCAGGCUGCUAAAGUAGCAAUCCGUGAUGGCGAAGGUACUGCCUAGUAAUUAUUUAUAUAAAAGUUAGCAAGUCAUAGCAUGGGCCUCUCAACCACAGCAGAGAGCUGUUAAAUUUUUCAUGUGGUAGUUUGGUUUUAGGUUAUUAUCUACAAAUCACCAGGUUCUCCCUGAGCAUAAACAAUGCUUCUUUCCCUUAACUUUCAGUUUGAAAAGUAAAUGCAGAGUGUAUAAUUUCCAUGUUCAAUCUCCUUUUUCAAAUAUAUAUCUUUAUUUUGACAGAUCAAAGCAUACAUUUUCUAUAUAGUAUGUAUCCACCACACACUUGCAUAUAUAUAUAUAUAUAUACAUGCACAGUUAUUCACAGAUGAAGCAAGAAGUGUAAUUUCCAUGUGAUGUAAAUGGGUACAAGCUCAAAGCCCUCACAGAGCUAUGCUUGUUUACAUCACUUGCAGAUCUGACCUUUCCCUCUUAGUAGCUGGCAAGUAGAAAAAAAUGCAGAAAUUCCUGAAAGCUUUGAAGACCAAGCUGCGCCCUUGAUUUUCAAACAGAACCUCCCUCUUAGUGUGCUUAAAAAGAAUAAUGUCUGAUCCCAAAUAUUCCAGAUCCUCCAGGAUGUUUACAUUGCAAAGAUGACUGUACAAGAAAUGGAAAUUGAGUGCCUAUACCUUCCUUUUAUCGCGCUCUUUUGCUGAUGAACUUCUGCGAAAGUGACAUCUGUGGCACAGCACUUGUAGUGCGUCUUGUUCUAUUUAUCCAUUAGUUUAGAAAUAACUAUAUUUUCAUACAAAAAUGUGACUCCGUUUCUUCUAUUUGCUUGCAAUCUGCUUGCAAUUUGAAGGAUGCAUUGCUAUUAUUUCUUAGAAGUAUGUCAUGUUUUUUCUAUCGCAAUGGAAAAAAAUAUAGUAAUUGUGCUUUUUAAUUUCAGAGUUGAAGCUUGAUAGAAUGUUUAAAUGCUGAGUUACAACUACAUGUAUGUGAUACUUGGCUUUCUAAGUGAAACUCCCACCACCUGCCUUGCUUUGGUAACCUGCCACUGCUGCACUGUAGAUGAAGGCUCAGCAAAACAUCUCACUUUCUCUCAGCCUACUGAUUUAGGCCUGGGUUCUCACCUGUGUAAGCCAACAACCCUUCCAGUGAAAGGACCUGCCAGGCUUUGGCUCUUAACAGUGAGACUGCCAGCACUACUUCCGAUGAACUUGUAUUCAGUGCUAGCUCUGGAAAGGGAAAUGUUUUGAGAGCCUCAGAAAUGAAAAUUACCUGAAAGAGGAACUUACAUUAGUGUGAUGAUUUUGAGCACUUAACAUGGAUUUGAAUUUGAACUGUUAGCUUAGAAAACAUUUGUUUUAAAACCUGUUCAAGUUUAGGCAUAUCUCUUCUCUAAGAGAGGUUACAAGCUGCUGGCUUGGUGGCAAAAAGCCUUCCUUUCAAAGGAAACCAAAGUACAGCAACCACAGUGCUCAGACCCUUUGAUUUGAUUUUAUUUUCGUUUGCUUUGCUGAGUGGAACUUGUGUUAUGAGCAGCUAAAUAGUGACAAAGAACUAAAUGCAACAAAUUUGGGGGACACUGUUGGAAACUUUCCAAAAUAAUCUACACCCUAUUGCAACCCUGGGAAAUGCAAGGACAAAGGUAGAAGAAAACAGUGAAGAGAAUCAAAGGACAAGGUAAAAUUGGAUGUGUGGUGAGGGGGGGAGGGAGGAAAGGGUGGUUAUAACUCAUCUAUCUUAAAUGUCUAGCUAAGCUCUGUUACUGUAUCAGAAGCAUAGAUUCCAUCAUACAAGCAGUUGCCUCAGUUAAUUAUUAUUUUCUUAACUCUUAGGAAACAAAUAAAAACAGCUUUUGUUCUACCAGAAGCAGUUGUUAUAUUAUUUAAGAGCUGGAAUUAUGUGGCUGGCGGUGCCAGGUUUUUUGGCUCGACUUUCUCUCAGCUGGGAAAUGAGCUCUGAUGAGUGAGGUGUCCCUGAGCCAGCUGUGGGCUGUUUGCAGGAUUGCACCCUGCUGGCUGGCUCACUUUCAGAUGGGAAUAAUGAGCUGUGCUGAGCUGCCCAUAAGCCUCCAGCCCCAAGGAGUGUGGUUCAGUUGGAGUUGUGCUGCAUGGUGUUGGGUGAAGCGUGCUGUUUUACUGAUCUUUGUGUUGGAAGAAAGCAGCACAGAGACGUGGCUCUCCAAGCUCAUAAGGUACCUAACAACAGGAGCAUGAGAUGUGUAGGGCUUCACUCUCUUUAUGAUUUUUUUGUACUUUUUGAUGUUUUAAGUCAAUGUUCUUAAGUGGAUUUUCAACCUUUUUAACUGUAGAGUUCUGAGGUACUGCUGAAGUGACUUUCUCCCCCUCAUUUGAACUGCUCAGAGCUAACUUGUUUGCAGGUUGAUUAAUGCUGAUAACCAUCAUCAUUAAACUGUGUUGCGUUCCUCUCCUUUUCUUUUGUAGGUCAUAGUGGAAGGCCUCUAGGAUAUCUGUAGCUGUUCAGUUUCUUCACUGUUGUUACAAAGCUCUGUAGUUUUAAGGGUAGGGAACUUAUUAAUUGUUUUGAUCCCUAUUAAAAGGGUGGGGGGGAAGUAAAUCCUCACCAUCACAGAUGAACACAGACAUGGCAAGUAGCUGGGCAUGGAAGAAAAUCAAGCAAAUAUGGUGGAGGGGAGAAUAUUUGUGUGUUUUGCUAAUUGUUCAACUGCUGGGGUGCCUGGCUGGGACAGGAGACAGUUUCUGAAUAAUAAUACACCAUGAGUAACUAUGCUUUGGAAACCUGAAUGGUUCCAGGUGAGAAGCUA
This is a messenger RNA of Lagopus muta (rock ptarmigan), 9109 nucleotides long. It is a transcript of the gene GRID1, whose product is annotated as glutamate ionotropic receptor delta type subunit 1. Gene Ontology annotation, biological process: modulation of chemical synaptic transmission; synaptic transmission, glutamatergic; monoatomic ion transport. The transcript has 16 exons. The record is from RefSeq and is a predicted model, not a curated record. Gene Ontology annotation, cellular component: plasma membrane; postsynaptic membrane. Bases 311 to 3343 code for a protein of 1010 amino acids. Gene Ontology annotation, molecular function: glutamate-gated receptor activity; transmitter-gated monoatomic ion channel activity involved in regulation of postsynaptic membrane potential. Lineage: Eukaryota; Metazoa; Chordata; Aves; Galliformes; Phasianidae.